GGCUGCAGGAGGCUGCAGCUUGUCAAUAAAACUAGAUUAGCUUGUGAUCGUGUCUAAAAUAACCUGUUGCUUUUGCAAAACUACGCGUAGUGCUCCUUGGUGACAAAGCAACGUAUUGACAGGUUGGACGUAGCUGUAAACGUUGCAAUAAAGCUAGAAAAGGACACAAUAGCGGAACCAGAGAUCAUCUGAAAUCAGCCCCAUCACCAACUUUCCUAAAAUGGACAGUGAGGACGAUCUGGACAUUCUGACGGCGCUGCUGGCUGAGAGCGAGGGGGUCGAAGAAGAACAGGGCGGUCCGGAGCAGACAGACGACUUGGACGGCCUGUUUGACGGAGACGAUGCUGAGGAGGAAGAGUACAACGAUGGCGUGGAGGAGGAAAAGCAAGAUGUGGCGACGGAUCUCUUUGGAGAUGUGGAUGACAUUGAAAAUGAAGGAGAAGACACUAAAACAAAAGACAUCCUCGACAAGUCCAAGGAGGACUUGCAAGAUGAGCUGAGGCAAAUGCAGGAGAAGAUGCAGCGGUUGCAGCAGCAGCUGGAAGCGAGUCAGAAGAUUUCUACACCUUCUUCCACUCCGGUGAAGACUGCAGGAAGCUCAGCUGCUCCCAAACCAAUAACCUCCAAACCAAUAACCUCCAAACCAAUAACCUCCAAACCAAUAACCUCCAGACCAAUAACCUCCAAACCAAUAACCUCCAAACCGAUCCAAGCCAAGAAGACCAAGACACCAGCAGCAGCAACUCCUGUCUCCACGCCAGUCAGAGCAGCAGGUCAGAAGGUCCAGGAGUCCUCUGGCUUUUGUGAUGAGCUAAAAAAUGCUGACUCCUUCACACGCAAACCCAGGGUAGCUCAUCCCAAAGCCAGCACAUCUCCAGAAGAGCGAGGCCCUCUGGUGGAGAUAAAGCUCGGCGGCACCUUCCAGCCAGCAGAGAGCAGCAGCAGCAAGCGCCUCAGUCCGGCCAAUCGGAGCAGACCUGCCCCGGCUGCUUCUUCCCUUCUUUCUCUUUCUAAAGAUGUGGCUGUAGAGAAAUACUCAGGACUGCGUCUCAGGAGACCGCGCGUUUCCUCCAGCGAGAUGGACCGCAAGAUGGCCGACCGGCGUCUGAUCCGCCUGUCGCAGGUGCCGGAGCUAAUGGCUCGGGAGAAGCUGGAGGACAGCGACUGGGUGACUUUUGCUGUGCUGGUCAACAAGGCCACACCACAAAGCAACAGCAGCGGCAAAACCUUUAGCAUCUGGAAACUGAACGACCUCCAUAACCUGGAAGUGUUCGUGUCUCUCCUGCUUUUCGGCGAAGUCCACAAAGAGCACUGGAAGACGGAGACGGGCACUGUCAUCGGACUCCUCAACCCGAACCCCCUGAAGCAGAAAGAAGGAUAUGACGGGGUGAGCCUGACCGUGGACAACCCUCAGAAGCUGAUGCUGUUGGGGGAAGCUCAGGACUACGGCACCUGCAAGGCCAUGAAGAAGAACGGAGACCCCUGCUCUCAGAUGGUCAACCUGUUUGAGUGCGAGUACUGCCAGUAUCACGUGAAGGCCCAGUAUAAGCAGAUGAGCUCAAAGAGGGCCGAGCUGCAGUCGGCAUUUUCCGGAAAAGCUCCCAACAAGAUGAAGGUGAAGGGGAAGGGGGGGAGCCUGAAGGAGCGGCUCUGUCAGGACGGCUUCUACUACGGCGGGGUGUCCUCCUCCGCCUGCACCGCCUCUUUAUCGGGGAACAAAGGCACCAAGGGGACCCAGAAGACUCUGGACAAUCUGUUUGUGAAAGGCUCGGCUAAGCAGCUCCAUCAGGCCAAGAGGCUGGCCCUUCAGUCCGGGGAAGUUUCAGGAUGUUCAACUGAAUUUAAGAGCCUGCUGUCAACGCCGACACCCGGAGCUCUGCAGCUGAAGAAGCACUUGGUAAAAGGCAACCAAUCAGUCCCCAAAAACGGAUCUUCACCUCAGCUUCAGUCCAUCACAGCCUCCUCCCUGCUGAAGGAGCAGAAAGCGAAGCAGCGGGAGUUUCUGCAGAGCCGCCUGCGGAGGGCCGAUCAGAUCCAGAAGAAGGUGCAGAGCUCAUUGGCCCCCGGGCCCUCCUCCUCUUCCUCCUCACUGACGUCCCCCAAAGCAGCCUCUGUGGCCCCCCGGACCCCCGCCACUCCCCAGGCCCCGACCCUGGGCCGAGGCUCCUCACUGAUGUCCCCCAAAGCAGCCUCUGUGGCCCCCCGGACCCCCGCCACUCCCCAGGCCCCGACCCUGGGCCGAGGCUUCUCCGAGGGGGAGGACAUCCUCUUCUUUGACGGCAGCCCACCCCCGGCUCCCGCCCCCAGCGCUCUCAGCCUAUCAGCCGCCAAGAUGGCUGCUCUGAGGAAGCUGAAAGCCAAAGGGGCGGGGCUUAACAAGGAAGACCCUAACGCUGUGAAGAGGAAGAGGAGCAACAGCAGCGAGAUCAACGCCAGACUGGAGAAGAACCAGACCUCAGCCGAAGCUGAUGAGGAAGAGGAACCGGCUGAGAAAAAGAAGCGAGAUCAGCUCCAGUACAUCCAGUCAGACGAAUUCCAAAAGAUCCUCAACGCCAAAUCUCGCCAUGAUGCUGCGCUGCAGGCGGCGGAGUACCAGAUGCAGGAGAGCUACUUUGAUCCUCUGGUGAAGAAGGAGCAGAUGGAGGAGAAGAUGAAGGGCAUCAGAGAGAUGAAGUGUCGCGCAGUUACCUGUAGAAAGUGUAAGUACACCUACUUCAAACCAGCGGAUCGUUGUGUAGAGGAGAACCACGAUCUGCGUUGGCACGAUGCCACCAAGCGGUUCUUCAAAUGUUCCUGUGGACAGAGAGCCAUCGCUCUGGACAGACUGCCAAACCAACACUGCAGUAACUGCGGCCUGUUUAAAUGGGAGCGUGAUGGGAUGCUGAAGGAGAAAAAGGGACCGAAGAUCGCCGGAGAGCUUCUCAAGCCUCGAGGAGAGGAGCACGGAAUGUUCCUCAACAGCAAUUGACAGCAGCAGGAUAUUGCUUUUUAAUUUAAGUAUCAUAUUUGUAUUUGUGUGAAUUAUGUUUUAACAUUUUAUUUUGAUCUUGACGAAGAUUUGAAUGUCAAAUAAGUCGAUUAAAGCUUUGCAACAUGUCACGUGAAA
Notothenia coriiceps (black rockcod) is the source of this 3106-nucleotide messenger RNA. RefSeq names its product minichromosome maintenance 10 replication initiation factor (gene mcm10). The record is from RefSeq and is a predicted model, not a curated record. Lineage: Eukaryota; Metazoa; Chordata; Actinopteri; Perciformes; Nototheniidae. Gene Ontology annotation, biological process: DNA replication; DNA replication initiation. Gene Ontology annotation, cellular component: nucleus; nuclear replication fork. Gene Ontology annotation, molecular function: DNA replication origin binding; single-stranded DNA binding.